AUGCUUGCGGCCCCUUGGGUAUGUCGCAACUGCCUUUCGCGUAUAGCUAGGCCGCUGCUCGGGCGCGGCAUUCGCCUGCAAAGCUCUGCUGCGUCGCCUGAAUCUAUCCCUCCAGCCCUCCUCGCUCGAGCCCAGGCAAUCACCGCUGAGCACAAGCAGCUCACGGAGAAACUAUCCAAUGGCUUCGAUACGCGCGCCGCGAAGAAACUGGGCGAGUACAGCCCCAUUGUGAAUGCAUUGGGAGAGUGGAAUAAAGCCAAUGAGACUGUUGCAGAGCUCACUUCCAUGAUACACGAUUCCUCGACGGAUCCUGAACUACAAUCACUCGCUGCAGACGACCUCGCAGACACGCGAACGCAGCUCGCCAAUGCGUCACAGAAGCUGAUUACCUCCCUAGUGCCCGUCCACCCUUUUGCGCACCUGCCAUGUCUGCUGGAGAUACGGCCUGGCGCGGGCGGGUCAGAAGCCGCCAUCUUCGCCGGUGAUCUCUUUCGCAUGUACCAGGCUUUCUGCAACCGCAAUGGCUUCCGCAUCAAUCUGCUCAAAUACGAAAACAUCAACGGCACGACAGAAGCUGGGGUCCCGCUCUCCGAGGCCAUCAUGGAGGUCGAGGACGAGAAUGCAUACGGCGUGUUUAGAUGCGAAGCAGGUGUCCAUCGGGUGCAACGAGUGCCGGCCACGGAGACCAAGGGUCGAACACAUACCAGCGCUGCAUCGGUCCACGUUCUGCCCAGUCUGCAGGAGAAUUCUGCCGAGGAACAGGACUUUGACAAGCCCGAAAGCGACUAUUACAUCGACCCAAAGGAGGUCAAGCUCGAGGUCAUGCGCGCCAGUGGUGCGGGUGGCCAACACGUCAACAAAACGGAAUCCGCUGUCCGGCUCACCCAUUUGCCUACCAACACGGUUGUUGCGAUGCAGGAUUCGAGGUCUCAGCACAAGAACAAGGAAAAGGCGUGGAACCUACUGCGCUCGCGCAUUGCCCAGGCACGGCGAGAGAAGCGUGAAGAGGAAAUGGCAAAUAUGCGACGCAGCGUCAUUGGCGUGGCCAAGAUGGGGCGUGGUGACAAGGUCCGCACGUACAAUUGGGGCCAACAACGCGUCACAGACCACAGGAGCGGCACUACCGUACAUGAUCUCGAUGAUGUCAUGCAGGGCGGGCAGACGCUGAGCACAGUCAUGGAGAGUGUUCGCAGUUGGCUCAUGGAAAGAGAUGUCGAGGCCUUGAUUGCUGAUGAAGCAGCGAGGAAAUAGAUUUCACAUUGUUCUAGCUAUCAAGCUAUGGAUUGUUGAGGGAAUAACCAGCUUCAUACCGGAUCUGCGGUAAGCUUCGACUAUUUAUUGAUAUGCAAAUGAUGGGUUUUCAGCUUCAGAUUUAAUACCUGGUCAACAUGUUGCGCAUACACAAAUCAAACACUUGCACGAU
Molecule: messenger RNA, 1423 nt
Organism: Exserohilum turcica Et28A
Lineage: Eukaryota; Fungi; Ascomycota; Dothideomycetes; Pleosporales; Pleosporaceae
Exons: 3
Coding region: 1-1251 (416 amino acids)
Biological process (GO): translational termination
Molecular function (GO): translation release factor activity
Source: RefSeq, a predicted model, not a curated record